Molecule: messenger RNA, 2307 nt
Organism: Cucurbita maxima (winter squash)
Lineage: Eukaryota; Viridiplantae; Streptophyta; Magnoliopsida; Cucurbitales; Cucurbitaceae
Product: MACPF domain-containing protein NSL1
Exons: 7
Coding region: 280-2112 (610 amino acids)
Biological process (GO): regulation of salicylic acid mediated signaling pathway; plant-type hypersensitive response
Cellular component (GO): plasma membrane
Source: RefSeq, a predicted model, not a curated record
GUUCAGCCACCCACUCUGUUUCUUCCUCUGUCCCAAUAACUACUGUCGGAAGUCAAUGUUUGGUUAUAACUCAGACUUCUUCUUCUUUUUCUUCCAAUUAAACAAUUCAUUAGUGCCUCUCCCACCGCUUCUCUUUCUUUUCUUUUCUAUUUUUCGGUCAAAACUUGGAAUUCAAAACUCUGCAAAAGCCUUUGAAAACAUCAGCCCCCAAAACCCACCGAACAUUUUCAGUUUUUUUCUCCAUCCGACCCUUGAAUCGCCUUCUUCUUCAUCGGAGCAAUGUCUUUCAACGUCAACCGGUUCGAUCCUCAGUCCGCGGCGGAGAAAGCGGUUUCGGUCAUCGGAUUUGGGUUCGAUCUCUGUAACGAUUUGCGAUUAUCGUCUUGCAAGCCGGGUCCAUCCGGGUCGAAAUUAAUCGACAUCGAUUUGACACGAACCAAGGACCUCGUACUCCCUGCCGGUGUUGUCGUCCCUAAUGUCUCGAAUUCGAUCAAGUGCGAUAAAGGCGAGCGUACUAGGUUCCGGUCGGAUGUCAUCUCCUUCAACCAGAUGUCGGAGCUGUUUAAUCAGCAAUUGUCUUUGUCGGGGAAAAUUCCGUCGGCGUUUUUCAACAGUAUGUUUGGAUUAAAGGGCUGCUGGCAGAACGAUGCAGGUUCCUCCAAAAGUCUUGGAUUUGAUGGCUGUUUCAUUACUCUGUAUAACAUUGAGUUGGAAAGAUCUCAUAUAACUCUCUCUGAGCAAGUCAAACGGGAGGUGCCUUCUUCAUGGGACCCUGCUGCGCUUGCUAAGUUCAUUGAGAACUAUGGUACUCAUGUGGUUGUGGGUGUAAAAAUGGGAGGAAAAGAUGUCAUUUUUAUGAGGCAAUUACGAGAAUCCAACAUAGAACAAACUGAAGUGCAGAAGAAGUUGAAGCAAUUAGCAGAUGAAAGAUUUUCUGAAGAUGCAAAUGGAGGCUUCAUGUCAAAUUCUGCUGCUGCAAAAAUUAAGGACGAAUAUUCUAUGCCAUGGCAGCUUCGUCAUGCAUUUGCUGCCUCUAUCAAACCGCCAAUUAUCACUCACUCAAAGGGUGAUGAGUUGAUGACAAUUUAUGUUAGGAGGGGAGGCGUUGAUGUUGGUCAAAGUCAUAAUCAAUGGCUCUCGACCGUAUCUCAAUCGCCGAAUGUUAUUUUGAUGUCCUUCGUGCCAAUAACAUCGCUCAUGAAUGGCGUCCGAGGCAAUGGAUUUCUAAGCCAUGCGGUGAACCUGUACCUAAGAUAUAAACCUCCAAUUGAGGAGCUUCAGCAGUUUCUGGAAUUUCAGCUGCCUCGACAAUGGGCACCGGUGUACGCCGAUCUUCCUCUUGCUACUCGGCAUAGGAAACAAGCCUCUCCAUCUCUGAAGUUCACUUUGAUGGGCCCCAAGCUGUAUGUAAAUACUACUAAGGUUGAUUCGAACAGUCGUCCAGUAACGGGAGUUCGGUUGUUUCUGGAAGGAAAGAAAAGUGACCAUCUUGCAAUUCAUCUUCAGCAUCUAUCAACUCUUCCCAAGACUCUCCAACUCUCAGAUGAUCUGAGUUAUGGACCCAUUGACGAGCCAGAGGAGAAGGGCUACUUCCAACCAGUUAAAUGGAGCAUAUUUUCACAUGUCUGCACUGCUCCAGUGCAGUACAAUGGUUCACUAAUUGAUGACGACACUGCUUCUAUCGUCACAAAGGCUUGGUUUGAAGUUAAGGUUAUUGGAAUGAGAAAGGUAUUGUUCCUGAGGCUUGGGUUUUCGACGGUGGCAUCAGCAAUGAUUCGUCGAUCAGAAUGGGAAGGACCUUCAACGUCAUCCCGAAAAUCUGGACUCAUAUCCACCUUUAUCAGCACAAGGUUUAGUACAGGGCUGCAGCAGCCAGAAGCGCAACCAAAAAUUGAAUUGAACUCGGCUGUUUAUCCCGAUGGUCCGCCUUUGACUGUGAGAGCAAUGAAAAUGUUGAACAUCAUCGAUACGAAAGAAAUGGUGCGUGGCCCUGAGAACUCACCUGGAUACUGGGUGGUCACUGGAGCCAAGCUUUGUGUUGAAGGUGCCCGGAUCUCUAUCAAAGUGAAAUACUCAUUGUUAACCAUAUUGUCAGAGGAUUCUAUGAUCUGAUAAAGAGAAAACUAAGCAGUGAGUAGACAACUAUUUUUCUGAUGUAAAUGUGUUUUGUAUAUUAUUCCUAUAUAGUCAGCCACAAAACACCAUUCUUAUUUCAUAGUGAAACAAACAGUAUUUUUAGAAUGUAAAUCUCUGCUGUAUUAAGCAUUUUUUGGAACAAUUUUUUGGGGGUGAGAAUUUCUGGUGCCA